CCACACCGCUGGAGCGGCCCCCACACUGGGCGCCGAAACCUCAGGAGGGUCUGCGCCCUGGGGCCCCGCUGUCGCACUGUGACUCGUUCCUCCUGGCCGCCUCUUCUGUAGAUGAACUGUUCAUAGUAACCCGCCCAAGCGGACUCAUUGUGGGGACAAAACGCGAUGGUCUGUGUAAAGGCCUCUCAGUCUCUAUGUAAAAGCUGGCUGACGCUUUCCAGAGCAUCACGCAGGACAGAGCUGACUGGAGUAUCGAUACUGGGCGGACUUGAAAACAUGUAGAGCAUAAGGCUCAAGAAAGUUCUCUCUAUAUGCCUGUUUUUCUCACCUAGCCCACAAAAGAGUUUAACCCCAGUGAAGCAUUUCCUUGGACUUGCAUUUCACACCUUCCUAUGGCUACUGGAAACAUAUUUAAAUACCUGUUUCUUUUUGCAAAUUCAGGAGGCUGUGCUGUGUGGCAAUGAGGUCAGCUCUGUGUAAUGGGCUGGGGGGAAGGACAGACGGUUGCAAAUAAAGCAAUACAGUCACGAGUCCUCACGGUCUGUGAUCCCUAACAGGAUCUUCACUGUUCCUGGACAGCGUGUCACCACUCUGCUUCAUCAUUAAAAUGAUAGUUACUAGUUCCUGUGCGUCCGUCGCUAUUUAAUCUUCAUGAUCCCAAUCUUCAGAUGAGGAAGCAGAGACUAAAGGAUUAAGUCAUUUUCAGAGGUCACUUCACUUGGUAGUAAGGCCAAGACUCAAGCAGUCAUUCCAAGCUCUCCCUGCCUUACCCUCUGCUCUCAGUCUUGACCUGUCUCAGCAGCCAUACCAGGACAGCAGAGGCAGAAAAACCUGUGUAGGAAUCUCCUCCGUAUCCAUUGACAACAUCAGGCAAAUCACUUGACCCCUGCUUUGUGACGGAGCUUAUGCUUUGUGGCCAUGGAGAAUGCCGAAGGUGCCGGCCAGCAUGUGCCCGAGCAGAGCGCGCCCGCCCAGGGGCCAGCCCAGAGCAUCGCUCCACAGGGGCCUCAGGGAGACCCGGGCCAGCUUCUUUACCACGAGGAGACCAUCGAUCUCGGUGGAGACGAGUUCGAAUCCGAGGACUCGAAUAAUUUCGCAGAUAAACUCGAUGAGCCCCUGAUGGAGAGCGUACUCAUCUCCGACUCCCCAAACAACAGCGAAGAUGACGCGGGUGACCUGGGGUGUCUGCAGGACGUGGGGGAGCCCACCGAGGGCAGUGACGAUCACAGACUGGGACCCUGCGCAGAAGAGGGCACGCUGGGCUCUCUGAGUGACGGCGGUGAGAGUGAUGGCGGGGACACGCCUCAGGACAUCUCAGACAUGACCCCUGAUAGCAGAGCGUCAUUGAAAGAGGACCCCGAGCGUGGCAACGUGGAAGACCCGCCUGCUUCUGAACACAGGGGCGCAGAGGACCUGGGUCCAGGGGCUGAGCGGGUGCCCGUGGCAGGGCCGCCGUCAGGAGCAUCCCCCCGGCAGCCAGCCCCCAAGGACGAGCCGGUGCCCGUGUGCACCAUCUUUAGCCAGCCGCCCCCCGGCGCCCCCACCCCAGCCCUGCGUGACGGCUUCGAGUCCCAGAUGGUGAAGUCCCCCAGCUUCAGCGGCGCCAGCGAGGCUGCCCCCAGGACCCCGCCACAGGCGGUCCAGCCGAGCCCCAGCCUCAGCAAGUUCUUCGGCGAUCCAACCGGCAGCAGCUCCUUGGCCUCGGACUUCUUUGAUUCCUUCACAACCUCCACCUUCAUCUCCGUCAGUAACCCCAACGCCAGCCCUUCCCUUCCGGAAAGCCUGUCUUCGCUCGCUGCUACCCCCGUGGGAGGAAGCUCCCCGGGUUCCGUGGACGCUGCCUCCUCCCCAGGGGUGGAGAGGCCAGGGUCGGGUGUCUCCACGGCGCCUCUGGAGAUCUCGCAGUCCCCAAAGCCGUUCUCACAGAUCCAGGCGGUGUUUGCCGGCAGCGAGGACCCGUUUGCCACCGCCCUGAGCAUGAGCGAGAUGGACCGGCGAAGCGACGCCUGGAUCCCCGGGGAGGCGACCAGGAGCGUCCUGGUCUCGGUCGCCACACAGCAGUACGGCUCGGUGUUCGUGGACAAGGAAGACCUCACCAUGCCCGGCCUCAAGUUCGACAACAUCCAGGGAGAUGCAGUUAAGGACUUAAUGCUUCGCUUCCUGGGUGAAAAAGCAGCGGCAAAGAGACAGGUGCUGACCGCCAGCUCCGUGGAACAGUCUUUGGUUGGACUGAAGCAGCUCAUCAGCUGCAAGAACUGGCGGGCUGCGGUGGACCUGUGCGGGCGGCUGCUCACGGCCCAUGGCCAAGGAUACGGCAAGAGUGGGCUGCCGACCAGCCACACGGCGGACUCCCUGCAGCUCUGGUUUGUGCGGCUGGCGCUGCUGGUGAAGCUGGGCCUGUUCCAGAACGCCGAGGUGGAGCUGGAGCCGUUCGGCAGCCUGGACCAGCCGGACCUCUACUAUGAGUACUACCCGCACGUGUACCCGGGGCGCAGGGGCUCCAUGGUCCCCUUUUCCAUGCGGAUCCUGCACGCCGAGCUCCAGCAGUACCUGGGGAAGCCCCAGGAGGCCCUGGACCGGCUCCACAGGGUGAAGGCCGUCUGCAGCAAGAUCCUGGCCAACCUGGAACAGGGCCUGGCGGAGGAUGGGACCAUGAGCAGCAUCGCGCAGGAGAACAGGCAAGCCCUCCAGCAGGGAGCCCUGCCCAUCUACAGCCCACUAGGGCGGCCCUGCUACACAGUGGCUCACCUCCUGGUCCAGUCCGGAUCUGUCCACCCUGAAGCCGGGCAGCCAUUGAGAGCGCAGCCCGGGGAAUGGGCCGAGCGGCACAGGAAGCCGUGGCCAGGGCAGGGCCGCAGGGACGUGGUGCUCCCCUCAGCACACGUGUGCGUCCAGCUGCCACCUUGGGCGAGCCGGUUCGUACAGCAGCGUGAGGCCGUGGUGUCAAUGCCGCCCCGCACGCCAGCCACUCCCGGCACCAUCAGGCCAUGGCUGCCCGACCAGAGUGAACGGCGCUCUCCCUGGAGAGCCCACUGCAGCCCUGAAGGGGUGGCGUGUCUUCACCCGGCAGAGGACAGUCUCCCUGAAUGGCCUCCAGCCAACAGCAGCUAUGGGCCAGGCUCCUCGGAGCAUGCCUGA
Molecule: messenger RNA, 3138 nt
Organism: Odocoileus virginianus texanus
Lineage: Eukaryota; Metazoa; Chordata; Mammalia; Artiodactyla; Cervidae
Source: RefSeq, a predicted model, not a curated record